This is a messenger RNA of Solea solea (common sole), 1327 nucleotides long. Its product is annotated as C5a anaphylatoxin chemotactic receptor 1-like. The transcript is spliced from 2 exons. Lineage: Eukaryota; Metazoa; Chordata; Actinopteri; Pleuronectiformes; Soleidae. The record is from RefSeq and is a predicted model, not a curated record. Gene Ontology annotation, biological process: G protein-coupled receptor signaling pathway. Gene Ontology annotation, molecular function: G protein-coupled receptor activity. Gene Ontology annotation, cellular component: membrane. The coding region runs from base 135 to 1076 and encodes 313 amino acids.
GGGAGAAGAUGGUAACCACCACACCACCCACGCGUGGUCCUCCACUGAACAUGUCACUUGUUUAUGUCAAAGCCUCUGUGGAAUAGGAGCCGUGCGUAAAGUCUGACAAACAGCUGCCUAUUUAAACAUGAUCGAUGCUCGUCCUCUGCUGGAGCUUCACGAUGCUCCUAAACGCCACCGUCACUCUGUCGGUGGACUUCAAUACUCCGGAGGACUUCCUCAUCUUCACCUUCCAUGUCCUGUUCGCCACCAGCGCCGUGCUCGUCGCCGGCUCGGUGGUGAUCGGUAUCUCCUCCACUCGGUCACUGCGGGGCCAGAACCGCUUUAUAUUCAUGCUGAACACGAGCAUCAGUGACACACUGACAGGCUUCUCGGUUUACUACCUCGGCCUCUUCGACGUGCAGGAGGGAUAUCCCUCCAGAAACGGAACAUUUUAUAUUCUACCCUCAUUCCUGGGGGUCAACGUGUUGACUUUCCUUUUUGCGCAGUUUGACCGCUACUUCGCCGUGUGCCACCCGUUCUUCUACAACCGCUACAUCACGCGCUGCUGCGUCAUAGGUAUUUGCGUGUUUUGCUGGACUUACACGUACACAAUCCUCACCGUGCAGAACAUGGUGCCAAUUUCAAAGGCGGCUCAAAUAAACGCGUUCGGGGUGAUGACUCUGCAGAUUAUUGUUGUCGUUAAGGUGCUGAUGACAGUUAAACUAUACAUCAUCGCCAGGAAUCAACUGGCGAGGGAGGCGCCCACCGCGGACAGAGACAACAAGAAGGAGUCGCUGCGCAUCAUAGUGUUUGUGGUUAUUUGCUUCUUGGCUCUUUGGUGUCCGUCAUUUGUAAAUAUUAUAGUCAGACAGUUGACUAGAAAAGGUUUGACGUUUAGGAAUGAGGCCACUAACCUGUUCGCCACCAUGGCGCGUUUAAACGCGCUGGUCACGCCUGCCCUGUACAUCUGGGGCAGCCCGGCGCUGCGGAGUGCAGUGUGGAAGACAGUGUGGCGGAGGGUCUGUCCCAUGUGGAGGACAAGGUUUCUCUCCAGAGUUGGUUUCACCACUGAUGGAGUGACAAACAAACCAUGAAGGAGCAUCUGCAUCCCCGCAUGCACGAAGAUGAACUGCACUGCACGUGAGGCACAUAUUGUGGUUCAAUCACGUUGUAAAAAGUUCUCAAUCAUUGUGUGUGUGUUUUUUUGUCUUUUUCAGACUGCAACACGAACCUGCACAUAGAGGAAAAUGGUUUUACUGUAUGUGAAAUGAUGAAUCAAAGGUGAAAGAAAGACUGAACGGUUUAAGCUUUGGUGACAGAAAGUUAACUACACGUUUUAGACAUA